AUGGAUGUAAGAGAUAAAACGUCUAACCUUAACAAGCUGUUAGUGAGCGUUAUGGCCACAAAUGACGGCGUUGAAAAGAAAAUGAAAUUCCAAGAAGGAAAGUGGACAGUGUCUUGGGACACUCCAUUACCUGCUAAGUGCAGAAAGUGCGAUGAGUGGCCAAUGUAUAGAAAGCUCGAUGGGGUGCUUUUUGAUAUUUGUAUUGAUUUCAACCCUUUACGUCAUUUACAAACAUCAACGAAAACAAGAUCAACGCAGCAUCUUUUGAAUCUUUUAAAAAACCCGGAAGGCGCUGAUGUCACUUUCAAUUUCGGAAAUCAAACUCCUCAUCAAACUUUGAAGGGACAUUCACUAGUUCUCGCUGCCGGUAGCCCCGUACUGGCAGCUAUGUUCCAGCAUAAUUUUAAAGAGAUGAAUGCGGGAAAAGUCGUGGAAAUUGCGGAUAUCAAUUCGGAAGUAUUUGCGGUUGUUCUCCAAUUCUUAUACACUGGAGAGGUUGACUUGAAGAAUGCGGAUGCAGCUGAAGUGAUGGUGGCAGCGGACAAGUACGCCAUCGAUCCGUUGAAGGAAGAAUGCGCUUCCUGUAUGUCGGAGAAUUUAACGCUGGAAAAUGUUACUUCCCAUCUGGUGUUGGCCCAUCUCCACAAUGUACCGACGCUCCAAGAAGCCACCUCGGAUUUAAUUGCACGAAACGCGAAAUCUAUUUGUUCAACAGAAGAUUGGAUGGGAGUAAUCAAGGAUUAUCCUGAACUGGCCUUUGCUGUCGUUCAGCGCAUAGCAAAUUUCUAA
Messenger RNA from Daphnia pulicaria, 789 nucleotides. RefSeq names its product speckle-type POZ protein-like. The record is from RefSeq and is a predicted model, not a curated record. NCBI's taxonomy places the organism in Eukaryota, Metazoa, Arthropoda, Branchiopoda, Diplostraca, Daphniidae. The transcript has a single exon. Gene Ontology annotation, biological process: proteasome-mediated ubiquitin-dependent protein catabolic process; regulation of proteolysis. Gene Ontology annotation, molecular function: ubiquitin protein ligase binding. Gene Ontology annotation, cellular component: cytoplasm; nucleus. The coding region runs from base 1 to 789 and encodes 262 amino acids.